GGGGUCUAUUCUCAACCAAAAUGUAAAUGCUUGCUAUUUGAAACUAAAUAUGAACUGUUUGUGUUCUUAAAGUGUGCUAUCUUUUUGAAUUUUCAAUGCGUGUUUUAGUUUUGUCCCUGUAAAAUUAGCUUGUGAUGAUUUUUUAGCAUAUGCACAUUCAAGUGGAUUUACAGGGCUGAAAAUCAGCACAUUCAGACGGAUUCACAGUGGUAAAAGUUAGCAAAUUCAGGUGGAUUUACUAAGCUGAAAAUCAGCACAUUCAGGUGGAUUUAAAGCACUGAAAAGCAGCACAUUUAGUUUGUAGUGCAGUGCUGUCAAAUGGGGACGUCUGGCUUUUUUUACGGCAGUGAAAUCAGCUCAUUUGGGUGGAUCUACGGUGUUGAAGAUCAGCAUACCACCAUUUGCAGUGCUGAAAAUCAGCACAUUUGGCCGACUUCACAGUGCUGAAAUCAGAACAUUCAGGUGGUGCUAUAAGCCAAGUUUCUUUGUCAGAAUAGUAUGCCUCUUUACUCUAUGUUUUUCAAGAACAUACGAACUUGCCCAGAUUAAAAUUCAGUUAUCAAAAUGAUACAGCGGGGAAAUUGUUAUAUGGGAUCCGCAUCAUUUUCUUCCAAUCAAAAUUCUCUCUCUUUUUAUCUAAACCCUUUUCAAGUCCUCCUCAAUUUACAGAUUUUCUUUUCAUCCAUGUUGAAUUUUAUCUUAACCAUAAAUGAACCUUAACCUAGUUUGCAUCAUAAAUGAAAAAGACACUAGUGAGUCAUCAUAAUUAAAGUGCUGCAAAUCCUUUGUCAUCAAUCAGUCUCAAGGCUCAAGCCAAACACAUACUGAUUUGAAAUUUGUAAAUAUUAACUUGGUCAUUGGCUUUCAUUCACGUUGUAUACACUCAUAUUUUUAUUAGCCCUUUCUGAAAAGACCCAGCAUAAUAAAAGUUUGACUUUGAGUCUUGAAUGAUCUUGAGUUUUAAAAUUAAGUCCCUAAUUCUCCAUAAUUUACAAAAAAAUUGAGUCCUUUUAAUUAGUCGAGUUCUUAAAAAAUAAAUAAAUAAAUUUGAAAUUGAGUUUUGUAAUUUUCCAAAAAAAGAGUUUCUAAAAAUCCUUUUAGAGAAAUUAAGUCUUCCUGAUUCUUGUUUAGAAUCCUAGCAUAAAUCCUUUUAGUUGCAAAAUUAAUCUCCUUUAGUUGAGACCCUCGUAAUUAUCUUUGUUAGGCUAGGUAUCACGUUAAGUUGAGUCCAUAGAUCUAGUCGUGAAAUUAAUUUCUUUGAAUUUUUUUUUGUUGAAUUCCUUUUUAUCAAGUCCAAGAAUAUUUUAAAAAAAUUUAGUUUUUCUAAUUAAAUCUUUCAAUUGGGUCCUUUAAUUUUAAAAAUCGGGUAAUUGUUUGGGGUGUUAAGGUCAUGUUUUAAUUAAUUGUGGUUUUCUUGGGUCAAAGUAGGUCAACUAGGAAAUUGGGAUUUUGUUGGUCAAAAUUAAAAAAAAUCAACACCUUGCAACUCAGUACAAAGGAGAUACCAAAAUAUAGAGAAAAUACAUGCAAUAAAAAUAUGGAAAAGUGAAAGUACAGGAAGUAAAACUCCUACCAGUUAUAAAGAGUGGGUGGAGAGCAGGCAACUCGGGAGUAUAUACAUUCAGGAAAUACAUUGAAAAUAAAUUAAAAAAAAAUUAGAGAAAAGCAAAAGGCCUCCACCCCUAAGGCGCCACCUGGCUUCAAAAUAUUUCAAACGAUAUUUUAAACAUUAAAACACUUAAAUGAAAACUUUUAAAACUUUUCUCAUUUUAGGUUCUUGAGUUUUCAUAUUUUGUCCUUGAAUUGAGUCCAUCUUUUUUUCAAACUUUCAUAUUCUUUGAGCUUUCUCGCUUUACCUUUCUUUAACUCUUUUGACUUUAAUAUGCCUUGACUUUCAACAACUCAUUCAUGUCCUCAUAUUUUUUAAGGUUUAAUAUAUCAUCUUUAAAUCCAUGCUUUGACUCAUUUAAACUUCAUUUGAUCCUUGUGAGCACCUUCACCUUACUUUCUCAUAUGUGAGCCCUGAAAUAACAUUACUCAUACAAAUACAUUAUUUCACUUAUUUGUUAGCAUCAAAAUAAGAUAACAAGAUUUUAAACCUUAUAAGGCUAACAGUAAUAACCCUUGUAAACUUUAAUUAAAUAGUAUUAGAAGUCAUUGAAGUCCUAAUGAAGAAGUAAAAAUGUAUCCCUCAUGGUUUUCUCUUAUUGCCUAAACUUUAGAUUCAACCUUUUAGCAUAUCUAUUCUAUUUGAAGAUAUUUUAGGAAAAAAACUUAUUUAUAUCACUUAUCUCUUAUAAUAAGGUAAUAUUUGAGAAUAUUAAUUUGAAGUUUUAAAUUUAAAUUUAUAAAAAAGUAUAUAUAAUUUUAUAUUAUAUUUAAUUAAAAUUUAUAUAAAUUUAAAUAUAAUACAUGAAAUCGAUGCUCCCAACUUAAAAUAAAUUUUUUUUGAAUUAAUUAAAAUAUUUAAAUUCAUACAAAUUUAAAUCCAUCUGACGCAAAUGGUAGUUGGUGGGCCUUGCAAAACUUUUUUGCCUCUCGCUGCUAUCGUGUUCAUCUCGUUUAUUUGUCUUUCCUUGACACGCUACGGCCGGAAUUUUGCCGCUGAAGUAAAACAAAGAGAUGGUGUUGGAGGCAAGGAGUUUGAGAAAGGCUACAGUCCCCGCCUCUCUCAUUGACAAUCCCUCCCCUGCUAGCCUCCAGGCUACUCGCCUCGCCCUCCAUGUUAAUCGCAAUGAUGCUUCUUGUGUGGUAUACAUCGCUUCGUGGUGCUCCGUCUACAGAGUUCAGAUGUCGCUGGAAGAUUCUUUAGUUAACAGGGGAAAAGAAAGCCUCCUGAUUCCUGUGCAUGCGCAGGUUUGGGACGCCUCUUUGGUUCAUCGCUGUCCUCAUCGUUCGGAAAUUCAGAGCAUAGCGCUUGCUGAAACCGAGAGUGCAGGUUUCUUAGUUUUGGGGAGUGUGGAUUCUUAUGGUCACCUUAUUGUGUCUAAACUGGAUGCCAGUGGUAAAGAUGUUGGCAAGCUCACUUUUUCUGCAUUGCCUCGUGAUUGCGGCAUUGGUGAGGGUGGUUGGGCAGGGCUUUGUUUCAGUCGAAGUCAGUGGUCUAUGGCAGUUGUGGCACGUAGCUUCUGUAAAAGCCUUGAUGUUUAUGACCAAGAUAUUCAUCUUCGGACUUUACGUACAUUGUGGUAUCCGUGUUCAUUGAGCUUCAUAUGUGGUCGGAAUGAGAGCUCAGUGUUGGCUGUCACUGAAGGCUGCCAACUGAGCAUAUGGGACUUGAGAAUGAAAGAAAAUGGUGGUUGUGUUCAUCGAAUUUAUGGUUCACCUGGAGAUAUCUUUUAUGCUGUCUGCUGUUCUUCUACUGGUAAUAUUGCUGUGGGAGGAGCUGAUCGUACUGUGACCAUUUAUGAUCCUCGCAGAUGGUCAGCAUUAUCAAGAUGGGUACACUGCUCGAAAUAUGAGAUAACUGGACUUGCUUUCUCAACAACAGAUCCUGAUUAUAUCUAUAUACAAGGGGUUGACUAUGAGGUCUAUUGCGGACAAUGGAAAGAAAGAAAGAAAAUAUUUUCAUUUAGAGGCGACUCAAACUGGCUUGGAUUCAAUAAGUGCCCGAGGGAUGAUGUUUUGGGCGGGUGGUGUGAUUCAGGUAGCAUCUUCGUGGUUGAUGUUGCAGCUAAGGAAAACAAAUUAAAUUUGCUGGGUGGCUAAUAUAUUCCCUGCCAAACCCAAGUUUUAUGCAUCUCUAUGGAAUUGUUUCAUUCUUGUUAAGUGGAAAUAUGUAUCAACUCAGUAUGUCCAUAGUGGUUAGGAACGGGAGGAAAAAGCAGCCAUGGUUCAUCUCCUGGAAUUACAAUUGGUUUUUAAGUUGGUUCGUAUAGAUGCGGUGGAAUCUCGUUUGUGUUGCC
Malania oleifera is the source of this 3905-nucleotide messenger RNA. RefSeq lists its product as uncharacterized. The record is from RefSeq and is a predicted model, not a curated record. The coding region runs from base 2623 to 3708 and encodes 361 amino acids. Gene Ontology annotation, biological process: proteolysis. Gene Ontology annotation, molecular function: protein binding; aspartic-type endopeptidase activity. NCBI's taxonomy places the organism in Eukaryota, Viridiplantae, Streptophyta, Magnoliopsida, Santalales, Ximeniaceae. The transcript is spliced from 13 exons.